CAGCGCCGCGGAGGGCUCGGGCGGUGAGAGCGGUGCGGCGCUGGGUGCUGGCGGGUUCCGCCGAGACGCCGAGCGGACGCAGCUUGCGCUGGGUUGGGGCUCGCCGCUUGCAGCCAUGACCCUCGUAGUCUGUCCGUCGGCCCCGGCCCGGGGCGUCUAAUAUCCCACACAGACGCGCGCAGCUGCCGGAGAGCCGGCCGCUGCCCCCUCGUCGCCCUUGGUGCCUUAUCACACUCCCCUUCCCGGAGCUGGGAGCAGCGCGGGCAGCCGACGCCCCCGUGCAAACUGGGGGUGUCUGCUGGAGCAGCCCCCGCCGCCGCCGCUGCUGCCCCCGGCUCUGGCCAUGGCCUGGCGGGGCGCGGGGUCGAGCGUCCCGGGGGCGCCCGGGGGCGUCGGUCUCAGUCUGCGGCUGCUGCUGCUGUUGCUGCUACUCCUGGGGCCGGCGCGGGGCUUCGGGGACGAGGAGGAGCGGCGCUGCGACCCCAUCCGCAUCUCCAUGUGCCAGAACCUGGGCUACAACGUGACCAAGAUGCCCAACCUGGUGGGGCACGAGCUGCAGACGGACGCCGAGCUGCAGCUGACAACGUUCACGCCUCUCAUCCAGUACGGCUGCUCCAGCCAGCUGCAGUUCUUCCUUUGUUCGGUUUAUGUGCCAAUGUGCACAGAGAAGAUCAACAUCCCCAUCGGCCCGUGCGGCGGCAUGUGUCUUUCAGUCAAGAGACGCUGUGAACCUGUCCUGAAGGAAUUUGGAUUUGCCUGGCCGGAGAGCCUGAACUGCAGCAAAUUCCCGCCACAGAAUGACCACAACCACAUGUGCAUGGAAGGGCCGGGUGACGAGGAGGUGCCGUUACCCCACAAAACCCCCAUCCAGCCUGGGGAAGAGUGCCAUUCCGUGGGAGCCAAUUCUGAUCAGUACAUCUGGGUGAAAAGGAGCCUGAACUGCGUUCUCAAGUGUGGCUACGAUGCUGGCUUGUACAGCCGCUCGGCCAAGGAGUUCACCGAUAUCUGGAUGGCAGUGUGGGCCAGCCUGUGCUUCAUCUCCACCGCCUUCACGGUGCUGACUUUCCUCAUCGAUUCUUCCAGGUUUUCCUACCCUGAGCGCCCCAUCAUAUUUCUCAGUAUGUGCUAUAAUAUUUAUAGCAUUGCUUAUAUUGUCAGGCUGACUGUAGGCCGGGAAAGGAUAUCCUGCGAUUUUGAAGAGGCAGCAGAACCUGUUCUCAUCCAAGAAGGACUUAAGAACACAGGAUGUGCAAUCAUUUUCUUGCUGAUGUACUUUUUUGGAAUGGCCAGUUCCAUCUGGUGGGUUAUUCUGACACUCACUUGGUUCUUGGCAGCCGGACUCAAAUGGGGUCAUGAAGCCAUUGAAAUGCACAGCUCUUAUUUCCACAUUGCAGCCUGGGCCAUCCCUGCAGUGAAAACCAUUGUCAUCUUGAUUAUGAGACUAGUGGAUGCUGAUGAACUAACUGGCCUGUGCUAUGUUGGGAACCAAAACCUUGAUGCCCUCACGGGCUUUGUGGUGGCUCCUCUCUUCACUUACUUAGUAAUCGGAACUUUGUUCAUUGCUGCGGGUUUGGUGGCCUUGUUCAAAAUUCGGUCAAAUCUUCAAAAGGAUGGGACAAAGACGGACAAGUUGGAAAGGCUGAUGGUCAAGAUUGGGGUCUUCUCAGUCCUGUACACAGUUCCUGCAACCUGUGUGAUUGCCUGUUAUUUCUACGAAAUCUCCAACUGGGCUCUCUUCCGGUAUUCUGCAGAUGACUCCAAUAUGGCAGUUGAAAUGUUGAAAAUUUUUAUGUCUUUGCUGGUGGGCAUCACUUCGGGCAUGUGGAUUUGGUCUGCCAAAACUCUUCACACGUGGCAGAAGUGUUCCAACAGAUUGGUGAAUUCUGGGAAGGUAAAGAGAGAAAAGAGAGGGAAUGGUUGGGUGAAGCCUGGGAAAGGCAAUGAAACUGUAGUAUAAGGCUAGCUAGCCUCCACGCCUUCCAAAUUUUGAAGG
Ceratotherium simum simum (southern white rhinoceros) is the source of this 1993-nucleotide messenger RNA. It is a transcript of the gene FZD4, whose product is annotated as frizzled class receptor 4. NCBI's taxonomy places the organism in Eukaryota, Metazoa, Chordata, Mammalia, Perissodactyla, Rhinocerotidae. Gene Ontology annotation, biological process: retina vasculature morphogenesis in camera-type eye; non-canonical Wnt signaling pathway; canonical Wnt signaling pathway. Gene Ontology annotation, cellular component: plasma membrane. The record is from RefSeq and is a predicted model, not a curated record. Gene Ontology annotation, molecular function: Wnt-protein binding; Wnt receptor activity.